Messenger RNA from Acanthopagrus latus (yellowfin seabream), 2560 nucleotides. Its product is annotated as chloride anion exchanger-like. Gene Ontology annotation, molecular function: chloride transmembrane transporter activity; bicarbonate transmembrane transporter activity; sulfate transmembrane transporter activity. Bases 258 to 2510 code for a protein of 750 amino acids. The transcript has 21 exons. Gene Ontology annotation, cellular component: membrane. The record is from RefSeq and is a predicted model, not a curated record. Lineage: Eukaryota; Metazoa; Chordata; Actinopteri; Spariformes; Sparidae. Gene Ontology annotation, biological process: transmembrane transport.
AAUGGUCAAGGAUAAGGCAGGCGUCCAGCAGUUGCGCGAAACACACCACUCUUGAACAUGAUUGCUGUUAAUAAUUACAGUCGUGAUAAGCAGCAGAGGUGGCAUUUAUUGAUGGCAAAGUCGUCUGAGUGCCCAGUUGUUCUCCAGGAGCCGGAGGAGGAGGAAGACAGAGUGGACAGUUUGGAUUUGAGACAGAUUAGGACGCUGUCAGAACCACAUAGAGACGAAGCAGCAGUCCUCCAGGCAGCAGAGGCGAGAUGAUGCGACCGGGAGCUCAGCAAUAUGUGGUGGCCAGGCCGCUGUACUCGGAGGAGUCCUUCGCCGAGGAGCACGAGAAGGUCUACAGGCAUCGCAAGACCAUGCUGGAUCACGUCAAGCAGUACUUCACAUGUGAUGCCAAGCGAGCCAAGAACGCAGCGCUCUCCCUUCUGCCGGUCAUCGGCUGGAUGAGAAUCUACAGAAUCAAAGAGUGGCUGCUCAGUGACAUCGUGUCCGGUGUCAGCACUGGACUGGUUGCUGUCCUUCAAGGUCUGGCCUACUGUCUGCUGGCCUCUCUGCCACCCUGGUACGGACUCUUCUCCGCCUUCUUCCCCGUCAUCAUUUACUUUUUCCUGGGCACCUCUCGGCACAUCUCAGUGGGUCCGUUCCCAGUCUUGUGUCUGAUGAUCGGCUCGGUGGUCACCAGGCUGGUCCCAGACGAAGGUCCGGCAGCCAACAUCACAGGCUUUGAAGGCCUCACUAGAGACGAACAGAGAGUGUUGGUGGCUUCUUCCGUGACCUUCCUCGCUGGUAUCAUGCAGCUGACGAUGGGGGUCCUGCAGGUUGGCUUCGUUGUCAUGUACCUGUCUGACACUCUGGUGUCCGGCUUCACCACCGCAGCUGCCGUCCACAUCCUGGUGUCCCAGCUCAAGUUUGUGUUGGGGCUCGUAGUCCCAGGCAUCAGCGGUCCACUGGCUCUCAUAUAUACCCUGGAGAUCAUCUUCAACAAAAUAACCUCCAGCAAUGUGUGUGACAUUGUGAUCUCCCUGGUGAUCAUGGUGGUGGUGUUCAUCGUGAAGGAGCUGAACGACAGAUUCAAAUCCAAGCUGCCAGUGCCAAUCCCCAUAGAGGUUAUCAUGACCGUGAUUGUAUGUGGCGUUUCAUACGCAUUUGACUUCAGGACGAAAUAUGGCAUUGACGUCGUUGGCCAUAUUCCGAAAGGGUACGAGCCCCCGGUGGCCCCAAACCUGCACAUCUUCCAGGAGACAGCAGUGGAGGCGUUUCCCAUGGCCAUCGUGGGCUUCGCCGUUGCCUUCUCCGUGGCAAAAGUCUACUCUGUAAAACACGAUUACACCAUCGACGGAAACCAGGAGCUGAUAGCUUUUGGGGUCAGCAACAUCUUUGGUGCUUCCUUCAAGUCCUUCGCUGCGAGUACAGCUCUCUCUAGGAGUGCAGUGCAGGAGAGCACAGGGGGCAAGACUCAGGUAGCUGGGUUACUGUCAGCUAUCAUGGUGAUGAUCGUCACAUUGGCCAUUGGAUUCCUACUAGAUCCACUCCCGAAGUCUGUGCUGGGUGCCGUGGUCAUCGUCAACCUGAAGGGCAUGCUUAUGCAGUUCAGAGAAAUCCCAUACCUGUGGAAGAAGGACAAACCUGACUGUGUGGUGUGGUUGGGUACCUGCAUUGCAUCCAUCUUGCUGGGGCUGGAUCUUGGAUUGGCUGUAGGCCUCGGUGUGGAGCUGAUCAGUGUUGUCCUCAGGGUUCAGUUCCCUCGCUGCAGUGUGCUGGCCAAUAUCAAAGGAACCGAGAUCUACAAAGACAGAAAGGACUACAGUGAUAUAUAUGAGCCGGAGGGAGUGAAGAUUUUCAGGAUACCAUCUCCAAUCUUCUUUGCCAACAUUGAGUUCUUCAGGAGCAAGCUGGUGGAGGCUGUUGGAUUUAACCCAUUGAGAGUGUUGAGGAAGAGGAAUAAAGCACUGAGGAUGAUCCGGAAACUGCUAAAGAAGGGAGACCUGCAGUGGACUUCAAAAGGCUUCCUGAACACAUCAUUUCAACCCAUCAAGGAGUCAGAGGAUGAGAGCAACAUGGAGGAGCUGGACCAGCCCACUGACUUCAAAGACCUUCCCGUCCGGAUUGACUGGAACGGCGAGCUCCCUGCCAACAUCGUUGUCCCCAGAGUGGACCUCCACAGCCUGGUCCUGGACUUCGCUGCUGUCUCCUUCCUGGACAUCUCCGCUCUGAAGGGGCUCAAAAUGGCACUGACAGAGCUGAUCCGGGUUGAAGUUGAGGUCUACAUUGUGGCUUGUGAUCCUUACAUCCUGGAGAAGCUGCACGACUGCUCCUUCUUUGACGACGAAGUUCGGCCGUCGAUGUUCUUCCUGACGCUGCAUGACGCCAUGCUGCACAUCCUCGAGAAACAUCCAGAGUCUAUGGAGAAGAAAUUUGACAAUGGGAAGAUUAUAACAACAGUCACAGUGCACCACCCUGGAGGCAAUUUGAGGAGCAGGGACAGAAAUGCAGAAACCAGGUUCUAACUUGAUGAUGAUUUCUCAGAGGAAAAACACCAAAAAAAAGACCAAAGAGA